This is a messenger RNA of Saccostrea cuccullata (small rock oyster), 755 nucleotides long. Its product is annotated as multiple epidermal growth factor-like domains protein 10. The transcript is spliced from 4 exons. The record is from RefSeq and is a predicted model, not a curated record. The coding region runs from base 219 to 755 and encodes 178 amino acids. Gene Ontology annotation, molecular function: scavenger receptor activity. Lineage: Eukaryota; Metazoa; Mollusca; Bivalvia; Ostreida; Ostreidae.
CAAAAGGAAAAACUGUUUCAAUUUCGUCCAAAGAAUAUUCGUGUCGAAAUUGUGAUCCAAAAUAUGCAGUUGAUGAUGUGAGAGAAACUUGUGUAAGAACUGAUGCAGUAGGUAGAUCAUCGCCAACCCAAAGAAUAUGGUUGACAGUAGAUCUUGGUGGAAAUUUCAGCAUUUACAGAAUCAGUAUACUAUAUCAUGAAUAUGGAGAAGCAUACGAGAUGAGACAAAGAGGUCGAUUUGCUGGAUUUUCUCUUUAUAUCUCCUAUUCACCUAACAAAGAAGACGGUGUUCUCUGUUACAAGAACUCACUUCCAAUACCUCCCUUGGAGUUUAAUACAACCUGUAUAGGAUAUGGUCGUUACGUCAUCUAUUACAACGAAAGGCUGGAUGGAGUUACGUACCCUGAAGGAUACAACAAUCCGAUAUACACACAGUUAUGUGAAGUCAAAGUAGAAGGGUGUGCACAGGCAGGAGUAUACGGAGUUAACUGUUCAUUACUAUGUCCAAAAACUUGUUAUGAAAACAAAUGUAAUAUUGUGAAUGGAACAUGUCUGAGUUGUGGUCAAGGGUGGACAGGAGACAAGUGUACAGACAAAUGUCCCUUAGGAUGGUAUGGCCUUGCGUGUAAAAACCAGUGUGUUGGACAUUGCAGAGGAAGCCAUACAUGUAACCACGUGACAGGAUAUUGUGAAGGUGGUUGUGCAGAUGGAUGGAUGGGGAAGCUUUGUGAUAUAAGUAAUUACAGAUUUUUUUAA